AUGAGAAGUAAGAAUGAACCCACAUUGUAUGUAAAGAAGAAAGGUACUGAUUUCAUUAUUGUUUGCCUUUACGUUGAUGAUAUCAUUUAUACUAGCUCUUUUAUUUCUCUUGUGGAUGAAUUCAAGUCGCAAAUGAUGAAUGAGUUUGAGAUGUCAGAUAUGGGUUUAUUACAUUACUUUCUUAGCCUUGAAGUCCAUCAAGAUGAAGAUGGAAUAUUUCUAUCACAAAGGAAAUAUGCCAAGGACCUUCUCAUUAAAUUUGGUUUGCUUAAUUGCAAGCCUGCAGCUAUACCUAUGAAUGUUGGUAAAAAAUUACAGCUUAAUGAUGGAGCAGAGAUGGAUGAUGCUAGAAGUUUCAGAAGUUUAGUUGGAGGUUUGAUUUACCUAACCCACACUCGCCCCGAUAUUGCAUUCUCUGUUGGUGUCAUUUCCAGGUUCAUGCAACAACCUUCAAAGGUUUAUUUUGGAGCAGCAAAAAGGGUUCUGCGUUAUAUCGCUGGAACUAUGGACUAUGGUAUUUGGUAUUCACAAGUUUCCAAUUUUAGAUUAUGUAGAUUUACUGAUAGUGACUAUGUUGGUUUGUUGGAUGAUAGACAGAGCAUUUCAGCUCAUGUUUUCACUCUAGGUUCAGGUGUGGUGACUUGGAGCUCAAAGAAGCAAGCUACAACAACGUUGUCAACCUUAAAAGCUGAGUACAUUGCAGGAACUUCAGCAUCUUGUUAA
This is a messenger RNA of Capsicum annuum, 723 nucleotides long. RefSeq lists its product as uncharacterized. Bases 1 to 723 code for a protein of 240 amino acids. The transcript has a single exon. NCBI's taxonomy places the organism in Eukaryota, Viridiplantae, Streptophyta, Magnoliopsida, Solanales, Solanaceae. The record is from RefSeq and is a predicted model, not a curated record.